Messenger RNA from Alternaria viburni, 1581 nucleotides. RefSeq lists its product as uncharacterized. Gene Ontology annotation, biological process: transmembrane transport. Lineage: Eukaryota; Fungi; Ascomycota; Dothideomycetes; Pleosporales; Pleosporaceae. The coding region runs from base 1 to 1581 and encodes 526 amino acids. The transcript is spliced from 2 exons. Gene Ontology annotation, cellular component: plasma membrane. The record is from RefSeq and is a predicted model, not a curated record. Gene Ontology annotation, molecular function: transmembrane transporter activity.
AUGGCAGACGCCCCGAAUGGAGGUGUAGGCAGUAGCAGGGUGGGGAGUGGUGCUCCUUCGCGGGAACAGGAAGACAUCAAGCGGCCCAAUCUCUCGGUUGGGGAAGUCGCGGGAGUGGAGCAGCAACAUGGCGAUGUCACGGUGGGCAAGCACGAAAGAGUUGGAGGGUGGAGAGGGGUGCUGAGUUUUCUGGAAAAGAAAGGUGAUGUUGAGCUCAGAGGGUGUACGCCUGUGCCGUAUGAGGAUAGGACAGAGACGCAGUAUUCAAAGAUCUUCACGCUUUGGUUUUGCAUGAGUUGUAAUCCGUUGCCUGUGACUUUUGGCAUGGUGGGCACAAUGUCUUUUGCUCUUAGUCUGAGGGACGCGGCGCUGGUUAUUCUUUUCUUUACCCUCGUGUCGACGGUGCCGGUGGCGUACAUGUGUACGUGGGGGCCGAAGACAGGUAUGCGACAGCUGGUCCAGGCGAGGUUUUCCUUCGGGAAGUACUUUGUCUCGCUGUUGAUACUGCUUAACCUUGCAACGCUGACGGGCUUCUGCGUUGUCGACAGCGUCAUUGGUGGUAUGGCACUGUCGGCGGUGCAGGAGGGAGCGACCAUCAACGCCACGGUGGGUAUCGUCAUCAUCGCCAUAUUGUCGCUGGUCAUCUCCUUUUGCGGCUUCGGAGUAUUGCAUCACUACGAGCGAUGGGCAUGGAUCCCAGCAUUGGCCGCACUCAUUAUUGCGGCAGGAUGCGGGGGUAGCAGUCUCAGCCAGCAAGUUUCAGCACCUGCUGCUACAGCGUCACAGAUCCUCUCGUUUGGCGGUCUCGUGGCGAGCUUCAUGCUUCCAUGGGCUGCACUUGCGAGCGACUUCUCGACGUACAUGCAUCCCAAGGCUCCUCCCUUCCGGAUCGCGCUCUACACCUACACCGGACUUGCGCUGCCUACGAUCCUGCUGAUGACGCUCGGUGCAGCGAUGGGAGGUGCGACGCCAAACAUUGCCUCAUGGCAGGCUGGGUACGACGUCAACGCAGCGAGCGGUGUCCUCGCAGCUAUGCUUCAACCAGCUGGCGGGUUUGGUCGCUUCGUCACAGUCGUGCUUGCCUUUAGCAUGUUGGGUAAUCUGUCGGCGACAAUGUACAGCGUAACACUGAACCUGCAGAUGCUCCUUCCCUGGCUCUUCCGCAUCCCGCGCAUCUUCUUCAGCAUCGUCAUCACUGGAAUUGUAAUUGGCGUUGCUGUCGAGGCAUCCAGUAGCUUCUUCCUGAACCUCGAGAACUUCAUCGGCGUCAUCGGGUACUGGAGUGCGGCCUUCAUUGGCAUUGCUAUCACCGAACACGUGCUGUUCCGACGCAGCAGCUUCAUGGCCUAUACCGAGGAUGAAGAGGCGUGGGACGAGCCGAGCAAGCUGCCACCCGGUUUCGCGGCAAUUGGCGCGUUCCUGCUCUCCUUUGGCCUCAUCAUCCCGUGUAUGGGACAGAUUUGGUGGACAGGACCCAUCGCGGAGACUACGGGCGACAUCGGGUUGGAGGUAGCAGUUGUGCUGGCAGCGGUGCUCUAUGUACCGUUUCGGGUAGCAGAGAGGAGGAUAUACGGGAGGUAG